Rhineura floridana is the source of this 2488-nucleotide messenger RNA. RefSeq names its product ATPase Na+/K+ transporting subunit beta 1 (gene ATP1B1). Lineage: Eukaryota; Metazoa; Chordata; Lepidosauria; Squamata; Rhineuridae. Gene Ontology annotation, biological process: intracellular potassium ion homeostasis; sodium ion export across plasma membrane; potassium ion import across plasma membrane. Gene Ontology annotation, cellular component: sodium:potassium-exchanging ATPase complex. Gene Ontology annotation, molecular function: ATPase activator activity. The record is from RefSeq and is a predicted model, not a curated record. The transcript has 6 exons. The coding region runs from base 441 to 1361 and encodes 306 amino acids.
UCAGAACUAAUCUUUCUCCUUGGGCAAAGCCAGGUUUCUUUCUUUCUUCUCUCCCCCACCCCCCGGCUCGCACACUUUUUCUCGCUCUCGCCCUUUCUCCACCACCACCCCGGUCACCUCCUUCACUGUUUUCCCAGCGGCUGGGAGCAGGUCUAGCCAGCCUAGUGAGCGCGCCUGUAGACUCUCGCUUUCUCCUGGCAAGGAUUAUUUGACACACGCGCAGAGCAGACACCUUCCCUGGCGAGGGUGGAACGCGCCGGCCGGCCGGCACACAAAGCCCUUCCUCCUCGGUCCGGCGUUCGGAGCUCGCGAGUGCCCUGCAGGCGGGAAUUAAGCGGAGCGGGGGAGGGGAGAGACGCUCCGGAGAAGGCGGUGAUCUUUGAAGGGAAACAGGUCCGCAUCGCUCCUGUUGAAGUGACCGGCCGGGCCGAUCCUCGCUCAUGGCUCGCGGGAAAGCAAAGGAAGGGAAUGGCAACUGGAAGAAAUUUAUCUGGAACUCGGAGAAGAAGGAAUUUCUAGGGAGAACCGGAGGCAGUUGGUUUAAGAUCAUCCUCUUCUAUGUGAUCUUCUACGGCUGCCUGGCUGGUAUCUUCAUUGGGACCAUACAAGUUUUGCUGCUCACCAUCAGUGAAUUCCAGCCCAAGUAUCAGGACCGAGUAGCACCCCCAGGGCUGACAAGUAGUCCCCAGGUACUUAAAAUGGAGAUUUCCUUCAACCCUUCUGAUCCCACCUCAUACCAUAAGUACACAAAGCUCCUUGAGAACUUUUUGAAGGCUUAUGAUCUGCCUCCGGAUCAAGCAGAGAAUGAGCUUAAGACUUGCUCCUCUGAACCUCAACCCGCCAAAAUCGAAGCUGUUCCCUAUGACCCCACUCUGGGCAAGCGGCAAUCUUGCAAGUUCUAUCGGUUCUGGCUGGGAAACUGCUCUGGGAUAAAUGAUCCUUCCUUUGGUUACAAAGAUGGCAAACCAUGUGUCGUCAUCAAACUCAACAGGAUUCUGGGCUUCAUACCUCAGCCUCCGUUAAAUGACUCCAUCCCACAUGAGCUGAAGACAAGAUAUCACCCUAAUAUCAUUCCUGUUCACUGCACUGCUAAGAAAGAGGAAGAUAUUGACAAAAUUGGUUCUGUGGAAUAUUAUGGCAUGAGUGGCUAUGGUGGCUUUCCACUACAAUAUUACCCAUACUAUGGCAAGCUCCUCCAGCCCAAAUACCAGCAGCCCCUUGUAGCCGUGCAGUUUACCAACCUGACCUAUGACAUGGAGGUGCGUAUCGAGUGCAAGGUCUACGGUCAAAACAUCCACUACAGUGACAAAGAUCGUUUCCAGGGACGUUUUGAUAUGAAAUUUGACAUAAAAAGCAGCUGAUUACAAGCACAGUUUCUUUCUUCUUUUUCCUCUUAGCCAUUUAAAGAGUAUAAAAAAAGACAAAAACCUACUAGUCUUGAACAAAACUGUCAUACGUAUGGGACCUACACGUAAUCUAUAUGCUUUACACUAGCUUUCUGCAUUUAACUAGGAUAGAAUGUAAACUUAAAAGUGUAGCAAUAGCAACAAAGAUAUUUAUUCUACUGUAAAUGACAAAAAACAGAAUUGAGCCUUGGGACAUGCCCAUUUCUACUGUAAAUUAUUCCAUAACUAACUUGUAGUAAGCAGUGUUUCUGCUCCUCUAAAUAUUGCUGCCUUGUGAAUUUUAUUUAGUGUACAGUACUAUAGGUGCAUUACUCUGGUCAUUUUUCAAGCCAUGUAUUAUUGUACCCGUUUUCUACUUUCUGUGAGCAAAGAUUUGCUGUCCAAGGUGUAAAUACUCAGUGGGACUAAAACUGGCACGGUUCUUUUAAUUAUUAUUUUUUCUUCAUUUUUAAAAAGGUGAAGGCCCACUUGUGAGAUUAUUCAACAGCACUCCAUAGAGCCCCCCUCCCGUGAUCAUAUGACUUUAUUUAGUGUGUUGGCAGGGAAAAUUACCUUGACUUUGAAGCACCACUAAGGAGAGAAGGUGACUGUGUACUGUGCUUUGUAGCAAAUGCUGUCUCUCUCUCUCCCUCCCUCCCACUCCCCCAUUCUCCAGUAUGUUCUGAAGUUGUGUGAGAGGCCCAAGUCAACCUGUCGGUGACAAGAAUAAUUAUUUUUGCUUUGUAUAUUUUCUUUUCCUGCUAGAGGCAUCAUAUGCUGUGGUGCUGUCUUUAUUAAAUGUUUUAACCAUUUUCAUGGUGGAAGAAUUUUAUAUUUAUGCAGUUGUACAAUUUUAUUUUUUUUUCUGCAAGAAAAAAGUGUAAUGUAUAAAAAUAAACCAAAGCCACAUGUUUGAAAAUAAAUCUUUAUUUUGAACUUUAUGAAAAGCAAUGCAGUUACCCCAUCAACUGGUGUUAAAUGUUGUCUAAAGUGCAAACUAUGUUCUAACAUAUGUAAUAGCCAGGAGUACAGUGCUCUUGUUGAUCUUGUAUUUCAGUCAGGUUAAAACAUUGGUCAAUAAAUGAAUAAACACACAUCUUCCA